AUGAGCGUAUUUAACACUAUCGUGAACCCAACACUGGGAGUUCUCGAGAUAGCAGGUGCUGCAUCAGGUGUUCCGUACGUCCAGGGGGCUGGGAUGGCACUCCAAGCCAUCAACACCGCUUGCAACCAAGUGGCCAUCCACAAGCGCAAGUCUGCCCAACUUGCUGACAGAUGCACCUCGUUGCUGAACUUGAUCAGUGAUCACGCAGUUGGACCCGCUAGCGAUGAGAUGCGAUCAUCCUUAGAAGACGCUGAAUUUGUUCUGUAUGCUGUACGAGACCGCAUACAAAAGUGGUCACGAUAUAGCAAAGUGAAAAGUUUCUUCAAGAGCUCUCAGAUAGAAAACGACUUGGAUAGGUGCCAGAACGAUGUGAACGCAGCUAUGGAACGUCUGCACGUCAAAAAUCCCCUAUCUGUCCUGAUCAUGCAGAAACAAUCUAUGGACCUCAUGAAAAUGAAUCAAGAUCGCAUCGAGGAAAAGCUGGCACAGCUGAUGAUAUCCCCACAACAGAUAUUGGACGCAGUCCAACGGCACAAUGCUGGCGGUCGGGAUGCCCUUGAUCUCAUGAGAACCGGUCAGGAGGCAAGUUCUGCGCUUGAUACAACUAUGCUUACAGUUACCGCCCUCACAAAAAUCCCUCCGACACUCAAAGUCUUGAACAAUCAGGUCAAAAAGGUCAGCGGAUCCACUCCGAUAUGCUCUGGAACGUACAGCGACAUCUGGCAAGGAGAAAUGUUAGGAGAGAAGGUCGCACUCAAAACCUUGCGCAAUAUCACCGACCGUACGAAAGCCAGAAGAAUGACCAAGCGCUAUGAGCACGAAAUGAAUGUGUGGGAAAAGCUUAAACACGACAACAUUCUGACAAUUUACGGUGUCAUCACCAACUUGGGACCUCUUCACAUUGUGUCGACGUGGCAAGAAAAUGGCAAUGCACUAGAAUAUCGCAUCAAGAACCCUGACAUCAACCCCCUUACUUUGGCAACAAGAGGCAUCGAGUAUCUUCAUGGAUGCAACAUUGUACAUGGAAAUCUGAAAUGUAAUAAUAUGCUGGUCUCCUCCGAAGGUGUAGUAUGCAUUGGUGACUUUGGGCAUACUCAGGUCCUAGACGAAGUGCUCGGGAGGGAGGAAUUCACCGCUUAUACUGGGUCCUCCAACGUGCGUUGGAAUGCUCCGGAACUCCUGGGUGGCGAUGAUGUCAAGCCCACCAAAGCCAGCGACGUUUUCGCGUUCGGAAUGUCUAUCCUGGAGCUUGUAACCAAGCAGGCACCCUAUUCGCAUAGAAAACGUGAUCUCACUGUUAUCAUGGACAUCAACGACAGACAUUUACCUCUUCGUCCAACCGAGCCGGAAGAUGUCUCGCGGUGGAUGCAUAAUGAACUAUGGGAAGUUUUGAAUAGAUGUUGGUGUUUCUUGCCUCAGGAGCGGAUGGAUCUUGGAGAAGUCACAAUCUGUCUUGAGGGUCUCGCCAAGUACCUUGGGAAUCAUCCAAAUUGGCAGACGGAAGAGGCUAAUGUUGACAUUGUUCAAUGA
Messenger RNA from Suillus discolor, 1530 nucleotides. Its product is annotated as kinase-like domain-containing protein. Gene Ontology annotation, molecular function: protein kinase activity; ATP binding. Bases 1 to 1530 code for a protein of 509 amino acids. NCBI's taxonomy places the organism in Eukaryota, Fungi, Basidiomycota, Agaricomycetes, Boletales, Suillaceae. The record is from RefSeq and is a predicted model, not a curated record. Gene Ontology annotation, biological process: protein phosphorylation; cell surface receptor signaling pathway. The transcript has 15 exons.